GGAGCGGUGGGUUUGCCCAUUCUCCUGCUGAGAGUGACGCGAUCAUCUCUCUUAUCCCUCAACUUUGCCUGUUGCCAGAGCAGGCAGCCGAGCCGGACGCUGCUGUCCCCGCUAACUCUCUCUCUCUCUCUCUGAUCGCGACCUCACCACAACAACACCUUCAGCUCACACACGUUUUUUUUUUAUUUAUCCCUCCGGCUGGCUGUGCUGACACUCGGCCGCGAUGUUUCCUAGUUUCUCUUCCCAUCGGACUCCCCGAUGUUGUGCGGUGAACUACACGGAGGCGUGAAUCUUUCUGAGUAGAGGUGGAUCUUCCCGGAUACGGCGAGGGGAGCAUAUCAAAUCCCGAGAAAAAGAGAAGACUUUCACGGAAAUCCCCACGAACAGAAAUGCCGAGGAGGAAACAAGAAGCGCCGAAGCGCGCGGCAGCCUAUUCUCCCGAGGACCUGACAGAGCCCGUCGUGGAGGAAGAGGAGGCAGAAGCAGAUGACCUGCCCUCAGCCCCUCAGGAUGACCUUCCCAUGAAAGAUGAGUUGGAGGAGCAGAGCGUGGGGCCUGCCAAGGAGCAAGCAUGCGACCAGGAAUCAGCAGGGGCCCCAGAGCUCUCAGGCCAAGAGAUGGACAGUGAGUCACAUGUGAGCGAGACCAGUGACCGCCUCUCAGACUUUGAGAGCCCCUCUGGGAAGGCUGAGGGCAGUUUGGUCACUGCACCUCUGAAUGGUGGCACUAAAACACCUCCCAUAGGCGUGGACACCUUAGAACAAAUGAAGGCCAUCUACUCCAGCUUCAUGAGCAGCCCUCUGUGGUCUCCACUGAACUUUAAUUCCACCCCGCCACAGGUGCCAUCAACAGUCUCGACAGAGAAGCCAGCUCGCAGCAACAGCACCAGUAGCAGUAGCAGCUGCAGCAGUGGUAGCUAUGACUGGCACCAGUCUGCAGUGGCAAAGACUCUACAACAGCACCCUCCCCAGAGCCGUCAUCACACUCAGUCUGAGCCCAGCCUCUUCAGCACAGUCCAGCUCCACAGACAAAACCCAAAGCUGUUUGGCUCCAUCUUUACCGGGGCCAGUAAAUUCCGCUGUAAGGGCUGUAGUGCUGCUUAUGACACCCUAGUGGAGCUGACAGUUCACAUGAAUGAUACAGGCCACUACCGCGAUGACAACCACGACAGGGCAGGCAGUGGGGGGAAGCGCUGGUCCAAGCCACGGAAGCGAUCCCUGUUAGAGAUGGAGGGGAAGGAGGAUGCUCAGAAAGUUUUAAAGUGCAUGUACUGUGGCCACUCCUUUGAAUCUCUGCAGGACCUCAGUGUCCACAUGAUCAAGACCAAACAUUACCAGAAAGUGCCUCUGAAGGAGCCGAUGGCCCCCGUGGCAGCCAAAAUCCUGUCUUCAAAGAAAAGAGGUCUUGUAGGGUUGGACUUCACUGCCUUGCCACGUUCUAGAGAAGCAACCCCCAAAACGAAGCAUCCACCUGCAGACAUGAGUGAACCCCCACAAAGACCUUCCUCCAGCCCCUACACCACCUCCAGCAACCGCUACGGACACCAGAACGGUGCUAGCUACGCUUGGCAGUUUGAGUCCAACAAAUUCCAGAUCCUCAAGUGUAUGGAGUGUGGUAGCUCCCAUAAUACACUGCAAGAGCUGAGAUCCCACAUGAUGGUGACGGGACAUUUCCUGAGGGUGACCAGCUCUGUGGGAAAGAAAAUCAAAACACUUCCUGAAGCCACGUCCCCAAACCCCGGCCGGGUUGCCACACCUACUGAACAGAGGGUCCAGUCGGUUCCACUCGCACCCUCCACCUUCUCUCCUCCACCUCUUCAAAGUACCCCGACUCCCCCUGCUACCACCCCUCCCCUUAAAGAGAUCAAAAAGGAGGAGGUCGAGGAGGAGUGCACUCAGACAGAGCUGGUUGGAGAGGAGAGGCAAGUUGUAGCGUCAGUUGGGAAGGAGGAGGAUGCAGAGAAGGAGGUAAAAUAUGACAUCUCAUUGUACAACUAUCUGACGGAAGAGGACCUGAAGGAGAGCCCUAAAGGGGGCUUUGAUAUCCUCAAAUCACUGGAAAACACUGUGACAUCAGCCAUCAAUAAGGCACAGAGUGGGAAUCCAAGCUGGGGCGGCUACCCCAGCAUCCACGCAGCCUACCAAUUCCCCAGUGCCCUCAAGCUCCAACAGGGCAGCAUGGAAAAGAACUCCCCAAUGAAGUUCUUGUUCAACGGAGGGGACAUAGCAUUAUCUUCCCUUCCAAAGAACCAGCCCCUUAUUUCACCACCGCUUAGUCAUUCCUCCCCCUUCCCCAGCAACAACUUCCAGGCAAUGGAGGAUUUGGUGAAAAAAGUGACUGAGAAAGUAGCGAAAGUAGAGCGGAGGGUGAAGCAGAUGUCUCCUAAGAUGGAGAGCCAUCUCUCACCGUGUGGUAGCGAGACUGGAGAGUCGCUCAAGGGAGGAGAGGCUGACUCACCACGGGAAUGGAGGGCCGUCACCCCGGCCAAUAGCGACAAGGGAAGCCAUAGCGACAGAGCUUCCCCGGCAACAGAACCCAGGAGAGAGGCAGCAGUCAGGUCCCCUCUCGCCUCCACACUAAGAGGCAGCACUGCCAUUAUUACUGGCCAUACUCCUCCAGAGCAGCCCUUUGUCAACCCUCUAAGUGCUCUUCAGUCAGUAAUGAACAUUCAUUUGGGGAAAGCAGCCAAGCCCUCCUUGCCAAACCAAGAUCCCCUGAGCCUGCUCUCCAGACUCAGUCAGAGCAUGGCUGAGCGGGCUGCUGUGGCCGCCCCUCCCUCACAGACCAAAAAGCAGGAAGGUGUGGUUGAUAAUAGCUUUUGCCAGCCCAGCGAUGACCAGCCUAUGGACCUCACAAAAGGGAAAAGCGAUAGAGGAGGCUCCGUUGGCUCAGCUCCCCUCACCCCUUCAUCCACAGCUUCUUCCAUCUCCCCUUCCUCCCUCAUUACUCCUGCUAAGCUAACAGUGGUCUCACCCUACACAUCAAGCAGCCCGCUGCAUGAAAACGCAUUGUCAGAUAUCUCAGACAUGCUGAGGAACCUGACACAGUCCCAUCAUGUCCCAAAGCCCCCCUCAAGGUCCCGGGUCACAGAUAAAGUCGAUAUCGUUGGCUCAACUCAUGACGAUGAUGACGCAUCCUUGCAUGGAAACAAACGGAAAGGGCGUCACUCCAACUGGAACCCACAGCACCUUCUUCUCCUGCAGGCUCAGUUUGCCUCAAGCCUGAGGCCGACGUCAGAGGGGAAGUUCAUAAUCCAUGACCUCAGCCCCCAGGAAAGGAUGCAUGUAUCCCGUUUCACAGGACUCUCUAUGACCACCAUCAGCCACUGGCUGGCUAACGUCAAGUACCAGCUGAGGAGGACUGGCAGAACAAAGUUCCUAAAAAACCUGGACUCUGGUCAGCCUAUAUUCUUCUGUAGUGACUGUGCCUCCCAGAUCCGAACCCCAGCAGCGUACGUAUGCCACCUGGAAGCCCACCUAGGCUUCAGAAUCAGAGACCUGGCCAAGCUGUCCCCCAAACAGACUGUGAGGGACUCCAACAGUCUCACUGAGAAACUGGUGCCCCAGGAGUCCUUCCUUUCUGCACAAUCACAAGACGACUGCAGUAGUAACGGGGCAGUGUACCGCUGCCAGCUCUGUGUCCGUAAAUUUGCCACUAAGCAUGCCAUCAAGCUUCACCUGAGCAAGAGCCAUGGGAAGUCUCCAGAGGACCAUCUGCUGUAUGUGUGUGAACUAGAGAAACAUUAAAUGGCUCCCAGCUGCAGACAUACUGGGGAAAAAAAACACACACAUGCAGGAUGACUGUCAAAAAAAGUGUAGUUAUGCAUAAAGAUGCCAUGAACUACGUUUCUAAUGUCAGCACAAGGUGUUUACAUCUGUUGGGCCUGUAAACAUUUCUGAUUUCUUUUUAUUUAACUUUCAAAUAUACUCGAGGUCAAAGAAAUCCAGCCAGUUUGGAGUCCGCUUGGUUGUCUCCCUCACUGUGAGACAACAGAGGACAGAUUACAUAAAGAUGACGGUGAAUCUUUGACGAGAAGGUCAGCUGACAACUUGAAGUGUAUUAACUUUAUUGUAUUUAUUUUGUGUUUCUGUGAGUUUGGUUUUGAUUUUGCUGAUAGACUGCAUGUGUUCCCGUGUGUACAGUCCUGUCCUGUCAGGUUUUUAAUGCUCCCUCUCACACUGGUCAUUUCUGAAUAUUCUAAAACAGCCAAAUGCCUGAGAGAGCUCCUUAAAGAAUCUGCCAAACAGCAAACGUUCACUGCUUGUUUUUAUGUUUUCCUCUGUACAGCCUAAUCAUGUUCAUGCUGAUUGUAAAAGCUGCCUUGUUCUUGAUCACUGAGUGAGGGGCGUUUCAAAUCCAGGUCUGUGUACAAAUGUAAAUAUAGUGUAUAAGCUUACCACUCGCUGUUUAAAUUAUGCAUACUUGUUAUAUUUCCUAAUUUAAGAGGACUAUGACUAUCCACUGGUGCAGAGCCUUUGAAGAAGAUUAAAAGGACAUUGUUUUGCACAAUAGUUUUAUAAAUGUUAUUUGAUAAAAAAAAAAUCAAUACAAAUAUGUUAAUGCCUUGUGCUUCUAUGAUUAAAUUGAAUUAACUGCUGC
Labrus bergylta (ballan wrasse) is the source of this 4599-nucleotide messenger RNA. RefSeq names its product teashirt zinc finger homeobox 3a (gene tshz3a). The record is from RefSeq and is a predicted model, not a curated record. Gene Ontology annotation, biological process: regulation of transcription by RNA polymerase II. Gene Ontology annotation, molecular function: DNA-binding transcription factor activity, RNA polymerase II-specific; DNA binding. Gene Ontology annotation, cellular component: nucleus. NCBI's taxonomy places the organism in Eukaryota, Metazoa, Chordata, Actinopteri, Labriformes, Labridae.